This is a messenger RNA of Parasteatoda tepidariorum (common house spider), 3771 nucleotides long. Its product is annotated as retrovirus-related Pol polyprotein from type-1 retrotransposable element R1. Gene Ontology annotation, molecular function: catalytic activity. The record is from RefSeq and is a predicted model, not a curated record. NCBI's taxonomy places the organism in Eukaryota, Metazoa, Arthropoda, Arachnida, Araneae, Theridiidae.
AUGGAAAGUUCUGACGCCGAUGUCGCAAUUGUACAGGAACCCUAUUACUAUAAUUCUUUUUUACCAAUUUUUCCUUCUUCCUACCGGAUUUUCUUUGAUACCAAUAGUGACACCAUCAAAGCUGCUAUUAUUAUUCGGAAUAAGCAAGUAUCUAUCUUUUUAGAUUUAAAGAAUCUUAGCUACAAUAUGGUUCUUCUUCAUGCUUCUUACCUUAAGUCCGAGUUUAUUUUGCUUUCAUACUAUUUUGAACCCAGUAAAAAUAUUGAAGAUGAUCUUAGCAAAAUUAAUGAUGCUCUUUCUACUAAAAACUGCAGUAAAUUAAUUUGGGCUAUGGAUGCCAAUAGUAAAUUUGAAAUAUGGUUCAGUCCUUUUUCGGAUUCGCGCGGUGCUAAGCUCUGUGAUUUUUUUAGCAUGUAUCAUCUUUUCGUGAUUAACGAAGAUUGCGGCCCCACUUUUUGCGGUUCCCAGGGUUCCAGCUAUAUUGAUGUUACUGUUGUGGGAACUGAUCUUCUUGGUGAUGUUUCUAGUUGGAGUAUUCCAGACUAUGAAUCUUUGUCGGAUCAUCUUACUAUUGAAUUUGAUAUUGCUCUUUCUCCUCAUAUUUCUUCGUCAAUUUAUCAACCAAUUCGCUUUAAUGUUAACAAAGCAAAGUGGGACCGUUUCUACUUUUUCUGCAAGGAUAAAAUUGACAAUCUUACUAACCUCUUAGAUUCCUGUACGGAUCGUAAUUCUCUUUACACUAUCACUGAUGACUUAGGUUCUGUUAUCUACCAAGCUUCUAAGCUUUCAAUGCCUAUUAAGAAACACGGAGCUCAUAAAGUGCCCUGGUGGACCACAGAAAUUAACUGUAUGAGGAAACAAGUUAAUGCAGCAAGGCGAAGAUUUCAAAGAACUCAUAACUCUUCUAUAAGAGAGCUCUACAGACAAAAAUAUCUACAACUCAAAAAAAUUUACGGUAAUAAACUUCUGGACGCAAAACUUUCUUCUUGGAAAGAAUUUCUAAAUACGAUUAAUGUACAUAAUGUUUGGAAACAAAUUUAUACUUAUGGUAUAAAGCGAAAUUUCACCAAAAGAAUUGAAAUUACUGGCAUUCGACUCUCUUGUGGUGCAGUUACUACAUCAUUAGAGGAAACAAUGAAUGAGGUCAUGAAUAAAUGCUUCCCAUCAGACUCCUUGAGGGUUGAUGACCCGUUCCAUACUGCCUUGCGUAACGAAAUGAGCUUUCCCCUCAACACAGAUCUUGAGCCACCAUUUACAGAGGCAGAAAUUGAUACGAUUGUCAAGAACCUUAAGCUUAAUAAAGCCCCAGGUCCUGAUUGUAUUCCUAAUGAAACAGUUAAAUAUAUACACAAUAUGUUUCCAAACUUACUUCCUAAACUUUUUAAUGCCUGUUUGAGGCUUAGUUGCUUUCCACCUAAUUGGAAGAGGGCUGAUGUCAUUCUAAUUCCCAAAAAUAUUGAUUCAUGUACACCUCAUUUAGAUAACAUUAGAUGCAUCAGUCUCUUACCAACUUUUGGUAAAUGUCUAGAAAAACUUUUAGCCAAUAGACUAACUUGGUUCUUGCACAGCAAUAAACUUUUAAACGAAUCUCAGUUUGGUUUUACUCCUCAAAAGAGUUGUGAAGAUGCACUUUUACUAUUAAAAGACCUUGUAGGCCUGGGUAAGAAGAAGAAUCUCCAUACAUUGCUUAUCUUUUUAGAUAUACGUGGAGCCUUUGAUUUCGCCUGGUGGCCUGGCAUAAUUAAGUUGCUUAGAAAAUAUAAUGUGCCACGCAACAUUUUCAAUACCAUUAAAGACUUUUUGUGUGAGAGAUCUGCCACUCUAACACUUGAUCACCGUACCAUCCUUCGCUCUCUUGAAAGAGGCUGCCCUCAAGGCUCAGUCCUUGGACCCCUGCUCUGGAACAUUAUUCUUAAUGAACUUUUAAAUAUACUUUCAAACAUCAAUGGCUGUAAAACAAUUGCUUUUGCUGAUGACCUUUUAAUCUGCUUGCAAGGCAAAUGUGAGGACACUAUUUUUUUACUUGCGCAAACCAUCCUAGACAUUAUUGUUAAAUGGUCCAAAGAACAAAAACUAGAUUUCAAUUCGAAUAAGUCCAAAAUCAUGGUUAUCAAAAAGAAAAAUAAAGACUACUCGAAUCAACAACUUUACCUUGAUAAUAACCUUCUGGAUUUUGUUAGUGAAAUUAAAUAUUUGGGACUUAUUCUUGAUGAUAAUUUGAAUUGGAAAAAACAUAUUGCUUACUUAUCAAAAAAAUGCGAAAAUAUUCUUCAAGGAUUAAAUCGGGUCUCAUGCAAUACUUUUGGUUUAAAGUUCAAUGUUAUGAGUUUAAUUUACAAACAGGGAAUUGUUCCUUUCAUUUGCUACGCAUCUAGAGUAUGGGGUAAUGCCCUACUUAAAAAAGUUAAUGUACGUAAUCUGCGUAGAGUUCAGAGAAGAAUUCUUCUUAGAAUUGUGCGGGGAUACAGGACUAUUAGUUACGAUGCUUGUUUCGUCUUAUCAGGUUUUCCUCCCAUUGAUAUUUAUAUCUUACAGGACAUGGAUUAUAAAAACAAUAUCAGCAACAUCUCAUUAAGUUCUAAUUUCUCAUUAACUAAUGUUCCACAUCCAGGUAAUCGAAAACCUAUUGAUACCAUUAAAUUCUGCAAUAGUUUUGAAAGUGACUUUCCGAUCGUUUGCUAUACAGAUGGAAGUAAAUUAAAUAACAGAGUUGGCCUGGCUUUUGUGAUCUUUUAUAAUAAUAUUGAAAUGGAGAACCACCUGAUUAGAAUUCCUGAUGACUGCAGUGUUUUCCAAGCUGAGCUUUUGUGUCUUUACCACUCUAUUAAAUGGAUCUCAAACAACUCAUCUCUUUCAUCAAAAUUCCUCAUCUGUUCAGAUUCCCUUUCAUCCCUUUUUGCACUUAAAUGUAUUACUUCAUUUAACAGAAUUAUUGUAAAUUCGCAGAUUAUUUUAAAUGAACUCCAAUCCGAGGGUAAAUCUGUGCUCUUUUCACAUGUCCGAGGCCACUCCGGUGUUCUGGGUAAUGAAAGAGCUGACUUUCUGGCGAAACAAGCGACUAAUCUUGAUUCCAUUUGUGAUAUAAGUCCCCCAAAAUCUUUUUUUAGACUUUCAGCCAGACAUAAAGUUCAAACUGUGUGGAAUGAACAAUAUCAAGCUUCUACAAAUGCUUCACUGACUAAACUCUUCUUUCCAUCUGUUAAUCAAAGACUCAAUAAUCAACAUUUUUUCUGCAACUUUCAUGUGACGCAAUUUCUCACUGGACACGGCAACUUCAAGGCAUAUUUGAAAAGAUUUGGCUUAAGUUCCAGUGAUCUGUGUGAUUGCAAUAUUGGAGGAACACAAGACGUUGAGCAUUUUAUUGUAAAAUGCUCACAUUUUGAGAAAAAUAGAAAAAACUUAAUAAUUGCCUUAAAGUCGCUCAAUAUUAACUAUCCCCCUCCUCUUCGCACUUUUGUGGGAAACAAAACCGUCUUCAAACUUUUCUGCAAAUUCAUUGAUUCAGUUUUUAAUGCAAUCUUAUAAAUCAGUUUGUUUUAUGUACUAUUUUUAUUUUUCCUUUUCUCAUCCUUUUUGCAAAUGUUUUUUUUUAUUUUUUUUUUUUUUUACUUUUAUUAUUAUUAUUAAUUUUUUUUUCUCCCUAAUUUUUCAUGCCCUUUUAGUAUGUAUAUCUGUUUAAAUAUCCUACAUUGUUUGAUACCAUACUUACGUCUGUAAGCCUCGUGUUGUACUUUUUCAGUGGUGCACGAGGAAUCUUUUUGUUAUUGAAUA